GUUGGCAAAAGUAGCUUAGGAGUUUGUUCUGCUUCCCACCUGAUGUUAUCAUGACAUAGAAAAAGAUGGUAUGAAUGGUAUCUGCACCUUAAUCAAACUACCAUUUAAUUUUGGCACUCAAGGGGUGAAAUGAAAUGGAUGAAGAAAGACUUUACUGACUUGUUCUCUCUGGUAUUAACUCAUGUUCAGAGGCGAAGGAUAGUGGGAGCUGUUCAUUAACUCGAUGGGGAUGUCGAUGGAGGAAAGAAAAUACCUCCCUAAAGAUGGACCAGAUGCAGGGGAAGUAGCGAUGGUACUGAUGCAUAGUCCGACGACACCGCCAGCAUGUAGAAGGUCUUGGUCCAUCAGUGAAGAGUCACUGAGGAGGUACGUGCAUUUCGCGAGCGAGAGCUGCAUACAAGAAUUGUUAUCAGCCUCCACCUCCGGCUCCGACCUUCCCACCAACAGCGGCGAGGAAGAGUGGAAGGUUAUCAGCAGCCUGCAGAACAUCCAUGGUGGAGUGGAGAUCUCCAAACGCAGGGGUGCUGGUGGGUCUUCGUUUCCUGCCUUCCGCAGCCGGUGUCUCCUGAAAUCGGUCUCGCCUCAACAGUUCACCUCUGUUGCCAAUGCUAUUGAUGCUGCCAGGCAAUGGGACACGGAUCUAGUGGAAGCAAGGUACAUAAAAGAAAUGGACGACAACCUGAGCAUAGUCCAAUUGAGGUACGGGGACAAGUCGAGGCAGCCACUGUUCAGGAACAGGGAGUUCGUGGUCUACGAGAGGAGGGAGACAAUGGAAGACGGGACGCUGGUUGUAGCAGUCGCGUCACUCCCCAAGGAGAUGGCGGAAGGAUUGCCCUGUCACGACUACAACAACAGCAGCAGGGCGAAGAAGACGAAGAGCAACGCGAUCAGAGGGCUGGUGCUGCACUCGGGCUGGGUGGUGGAGAAGCUCCAGCACGACUCAUCCUGCUGCAUGGUCACGUACGUUGUCCAGCUCGAUCCAGGAGGUGCUGGAUGGCUUCCUAAGUGCUUCGUCAACCGGCUCAACACCAAGCUGGUCAUGGUCGUCGACAGGCUCCGUUUCAUCGCCCAGUCACUUCCUCAAAUUCCUAACUCGCUGUUGCCAGACCAUCAUCACGAACAGGAGUGAAGAAGUAGAAUCGUGUUGUGGGUCGGUCGAUCGAUCAAUCGAAUUGAUCUGCCUUGUCUGUGUAUGGUUCUUUUUAGCAGUAUACAUAAAGCUUUAAGGUUGCAGUUGGUUACAGGGCGAUAAUCAAGUACACUUCUUUUUAGUAACAUGGUGGAGAUAUGUUGUUGCGAAAGGCGGCCGUCGUUAUCAGGACAGCACAGGCCACUGGAGCAUUGAUUAAGAUCAUCAUGAGUAACCAGCUCAUCAAAUGGCCGGGCACCAACCAAUUUGCAGAGCAUGGAAUGAAAGGGACUAUGAACUUGUGUGGCCCAGUUUCCCACUGUUACUUGGUUUUGACGGCACCCACUCAACCGAAUCCUUUUUCCUAUUCCGGGUAUCUUGUUCCCCAAUCAACGUCGAAUUGAAUGGUCCUUGACACAACAAUAUCUUCUGGCCAGUUGAUACUUUCCCGAACUAAGAAAGUCUACAGGAACAGAGUACUCUGCAUAUAAACAGAGUAACACAGUACCCUGCAUAUAAACAGAGUAAAUAGUAUAACAUUCAUAAUUCAAACAAUUCGAGCUACCAACACUUAAUAGACACUAGCUAAUUCUGAUCAGAAUGGUAAUCCAAGUGAUAAAUCAUUAAAUUAUUAACCAUGUCAUAUUCCAAUGAUCCAUUCAGUAUUUCAACAAUCUUACACAGUGGCGGACCCAGGAUUGUCGGAGAGGUGUGUCGCCGAUAAAAUAUAAUAAUAAUUAAAUUAAAAAUUAAGUAAAAAUUAAAAGAAAUUAAUUCAUAAAGUUCACAAUGUCAUGUUUACAACGAACCGCGACGACUUUUCAUCUGCUGAAAUGUCUCUAAAAUACAUUCAUCACUUAUGCUGCAAAGCAAAUCUUUUUCAAUAUACACAACUAAACAAUCAUUCAUAAAUUGGUCACUAAACCGAUUUCGAAGAUCGUUCUUGAUUAUCUUCAUAGCUGAAAAUGCUCUUUCACAGCUUGCAGUUGCCACAGGUAAGGUCAACACCAACUUUAACAGCAAGUAAACUAAAGGAUAAAGAGUGUCCUUUCCCCUUUCCACCAAUUUCCUAGCUAGCUCGUCGAUUCCUCGCAAUCCAUCAAAGCUCUUAUCCUCCUUGACAUGAGAAAUGUAGCCCCCCAAUUGUUGAUGAAGUCAUGAGAGCACAUUGGAUGGAAACUCCUCGGGAUAAAACUCAAUAAGACUCAUCAACUUUGCUUUAUCAAAAGAAGCAAAAGAGUUACCUGGACUAAAACAAGAAAUGCAGUCCAACAAUCGAGUGUUCACCUCACCAAAUCGAGUAUUCAAUUCUUGCAACUGCAAAUCUAUAACUGCAUAGAAUAAAUCGACUUGAUAGUAAUGCAAGUUUGUAGGCUGAUGAGGGGUGCUACGGGGGAACAGGGGAUUAUAUUUUUUGCGACUUGCGAGCGAGAGAAGAGGGAAUAGGGGGAAUAAUGGGGAUGGGUCGCUGGGGCUUGGGAUACGGACAGGGAAAUGGCAAUUGGGCCAUUAAUUUGGGGAUUGAGCCAUUAAUUGGAUUGGGAGGGAAUGAAUAAUAAUGGGAGGAGGUGGCCGAUUGGGCUAUUGCCCAUUUGACCUAUGAUUUUUUUUUCUCUAUUUAAUUAUAGGCCCAGACCCAACACUAUAUUGUAUGAGUUGAGAGUGUUUUUUUUUAUAUGAAGGAUAGGAUUAUACUUUAGGAGUUAUUUUAAACAAAAUUAAAAAGGAUUAUGAUUAAGAUUGAUUCAUUUGGAUAAUAAUAUCUUCUAGUAUAAUGAAGGUAUGUCGGCUAU
This is a messenger RNA of Linum trigynum, 2922 nucleotides long. The record is from the annotation of a GenBank genome assembly. NCBI's taxonomy places the organism in Eukaryota, Viridiplantae, Streptophyta, Magnoliopsida, Malpighiales, Linaceae.